UUUAGCAGGCCUGUCCGGCUACAUAUAUUACAUAAUCUACUAGAACAUUAUUAAUAUUAUUAUGUCAUCAAUUUGUCUUUCGGCCCAUCUGCAGCUACCAUCACUCUCAAAACACGUAACGCGUUCUACCAGGCUUUGGAGGUCACGAAUCGGGAUGCAUGAUGGAUGUACACUUGUGCACUGAGAGUUUCUCGUGACUGACAUGCUCAAGAUCGGCGACACCGGCCCAAUCGUUCCACGCUCAAGGACACCCUCGUUGGACUUGUUUCAUGGGCCUGAGCGAUGUAAUAUGUGUCACCGCUCUCGUCCCUCAUGAGAGUGCCGACACAAAGGGCAGUGGGAAGGUUCCGGUGCCCACUGUCAGAGCUGCUGAUUCACAUCCGUGACUGCGCUGAUCUGCGGCCGAUGUACACAUUCUGGAUGCCGAAUACUGCUGUUGACUGCCCCUGUCAAUGUCGCUCCGGACAUUCCCCCAACAUUGGAAUGAUUAUUGAAGAUUCCAUGGCUACUAUCGGCCUCAUCGGUCGGCACCGUCUCAGGCCGGACCGCCCAAAUGCGGAUCGACGCUAGCAGGAGAUGCGUAUAAGUGCCAGUGGAUUCCGAAGCGCAUGUGUUUCGAUGGUGAGGAAUCUUUAUUACAGGCUGGUGUCCAUCUUGGAGAUCCGUGCGACUGGUUGCGGCCUGCGGUGUCGUCGGUUUUUUCUGCCGCCUCUCGGACGAAAUCUCCGGGAAUUGCAUCCACCCGCUCUGCUUCCUUUGCAGAUCCUCGGUCAUGUGAAGGGCCUGACCCCCGAGGUGUUCCAGUGAUGGAUGACUCCUCCGGCCAGUUCCUGCCCCCUUCAAACGCGAUCACAGUCGUCCAUGGGAGUGGGAAGAGACAGUUCUUGACGCCGCGAUCAUUCUUUCCUCGACAUGCGAUCUUCCGGAGUGCGUGCUGCAGAAGCCCCAUGAUACCCAGCCGGCCCCUCGGAGUUUGGCGCUCAAAAGUUCCGUUUGACGAGAAUUUGCACAGUGGACGCUCUCUCGGUAUAGAUCGGCGAGACGAAGUGUGACUGGGAAGGCACAGUUUUGACUAGGUAUCCAGUCAGGAAUAACUCCACACUUAUCAUCAUGUCCUCUGAUUAAGCGGUGUCAGGCUCUUACAGACACUGAUUACACGACAUCAAGACGAAGGCCAUCAAAGAUCUAACCUGCAGUGAUAUAAGCUGAGGUGUCGGAGCCUUCAUUUCGUUUUCCCCUUCUUACGCUCACGGAGACUUUCGAGUUGGCUCAUAUUCACUCUUCUUCGUUUCUAAUUUCGCCCGAGCCUCUCUUGCUUUUUCUUUCUUCGCCCAACUCGAUUUUGCCGCCUGGAGUGAGUUCGGGACUCAGCAUCGCGAUGGGAUGCCGGCUGACGAAGAGCAGAUAAUUGCGGCCUAACGAAAAACAGUCUCGACGACACAUCACGCUAUUCACUUACCAUGUCCAAUUUCCCCACGGAAGAAACCACCACGUCCCCGAUAAUGAUGCGUCCCUUGGUGCUCCCCUCUCUCUCGCUGUCUCCGGCAGACGUAGAGAUCGAAGAGUUCUCUGGCCAGCUUAGCCGCCGCAGCAGUCUGGACAGCGACUCGGAAUACAACACCCGGGAAAAGCAGCGGAUGGAAACCGCUGCGCGGCGCGCAUCGCACAAUGCGGUGGAGAGACAGCGCCGGGACAGGCUGAAUGCACGCAUCCUGGAACUAGCGUCAAUGCUCCCCAAUUUGGCCGGAGUGCGCCGACCAUCGCGCAUCGCCAUCACAAAAUCAUCUAUCGCGUAUAUUAACAGUGCCCGCAGGCACCGCAUGCUCGCCGCCCAGCAGCUGCGCGCCCUGCAUGCCGAAACCGAGUCCCUCCGCGCCGAGGUGAACCAGUGGCGCCAGCGCAGCGGGAUGCCAUGCAUCGCCGAGCCCCGGCGCGGCGACGGGUUCAUGAUCGUCCUCACUGGCGCCGAGCUCGAGCUCGACCCCGUCGAUGCGGGCGAGGAGGAGGAGCUCGAGAGCGGGCAUGCGUUCCCCCAUGGCCAGACGCACCCGUAUCCUUACGCUUACGGCAUGUCCCCUCCGUCGUCUUCGUCAUCCUCCAGCGGCUCGUUCCCGUCGCCGUACUCUCCGGCGUACCCGAGCCCCGAGAUCGCGUAUGCGAAGUACGACGUGAUGACUCAUGAGCCCCGCAUCGCUUGCCCGGCGCCAACCAACCCGUUUGAGUCCCAGCACCGAUUCAUGGUCAAGUCGGAAGAAGAGUGGACGUAUGGUGGACACUCCGGAUCCCCCACGACGCACUUCCAUGAGCCCGUCCACGGUUCGUGGUAGAUUGCGAUCCGGUCUACACCAUAUAUGCGCCACCCUUUUUCUAUGCGACUCAUCACGACUCUAUGAAUAUGAAGGACUGUUUGCGGACUUUCCAUUCGUUUCUUUUAUUACUUUUUCCGUCCUCUCCUUAUACCUGCCUUGACUCUUCCGAGAUUACUUUACCAUAUACACUCCUGUAGGAUUCGUGUGUCUAAUCGUAAUACAAUGAAUGCUGUGCCAUCUGAUGCUUUCCAGGCUUGUCUCCUCGCAUAUGACAACGCCCGCUCAGUGCUGGCGGUGCACUCUAUGAAACGAUCAAGACCUAUCUCC
Messenger RNA from Mycena citricolor, 2636 nucleotides. Lineage: Eukaryota; Fungi; Basidiomycota; Agaricomycetes; Agaricales; Mycenaceae. The record is from the annotation of a GenBank genome assembly.